CUCCACCACCUCCAUCGCAGCUGAAUUAUAGCGGGUUAUUCAUGCACUUUUUCAUGACAACAAGCAUGCUCGGGCGAUGCAACUCGAGCACCAAAUCCGAACCACUGUCAAGGGUACGAUGCCUAUGGCUACGUACUGCCAAACCCUGCGGAACAUUGCUGAUUGGUUGGAUGACGACGACGCCCCGGUCUCUGAGUCUCAACUCGUGCUUCAAAUGCUUCGGGGAUUACCCAAAGAUCUCCAGGCUCAGACAUCGUUCCUACAAUUCCAGCAACCGCUGCCCAACUUUCUUCAGACCAGAUCCGCCCUCCUGCUCCUGGAUCGGAAACGGCAAAGCAUCACAGACGACGCCGGGACGGCCCUCCUGGCCGGCCGAACCGGCGGCCCACACUAUGGCACCAGCAGCGGCGGCUUCGGGCGUGGCAGUGGAGCGCUAGGCAGCGGGCACAACGGUGGCAGCGGCGGCCGCGGACAGCAGGGGCGCAAUUCUGGUCGUGGUGGAGGCGGCCGUGGACGUGGACGAGGAAGAAACUCUGGCUCGCAAUAACGACACCCAAAUGACGGCUACGUACCUUGGAA
This is a messenger RNA of Cuscuta campestris, 579 nucleotides long. Lineage: Eukaryota; Viridiplantae; Streptophyta; Magnoliopsida; Solanales; Convolvulaceae. The record is from the annotation of a GenBank genome assembly.